GUUCGGUUAAAAAAUUCAGCAUUUCAGCAGGUGUUAUUCGCUUCCGCUAUCCCACCCCUUGCUCAGGAACCAUGAUUGCCAUAAUCUUAUUUCAAAAUAAUGAUAAAUAGCUUAAUAAGAAAUAUUUUAAUUACAUUCUAGCCAAUUCAUAUUCAAUUAAAGAAGAAGAAAAAUGCAGACGAUAUAUUAGAAAAAAAAGUUACAUGACUUGAUGUAAAACCCUUUAACGUCGAAAAUGCUUAGGUGAAAGAGAAUUUAUAAAAUGUAGUUUGUAAUUAUGUUUUAAUGAAUGCCGUGCGUUAGAAUAUACCGAGAAAUAAUUCUGUAUUCAGUUUUGUUAUGGCAAUUCCGACAUAUUUUAUUGGUAAUUGCUUCGACCAUUUAUUUCGAUAUAUGUCAUAAUAAAGAUCAUACAAUUUUCAGUUCAAAUAAUAGUAUUAACAAACACCCUUAUUGUAGUGAAGAUAAUAUAAUUUAUAAAAAUCAGCCUUCUAAAACACAUAAGCCAGAUAUCACAGACCAACUUAUCAAUGAUCAAUCUUAUUUCGCAUACGAUGCUCAUAUUAUCGAUUCUGAAUAUAUAAUCAUUUACAAUGAUUACCAUUCAACUAACAAGCGUAAAGAGUUGUUAUAUGAAAUAUCAUUAUCCUGUGAUCUAACUCGCGAUAAAACCAUAUGGAAUAUAAUAGCUCGUAAACAAAAUAAUCCUUUUGCUUACAAAUAUCCAAGCGACUUUGACAUAAUCGCUCUAAACUUAACCAACAUAUCGUCUGGAUUUAUUGAACGACAAAUCGCAUGCUUUAAUCAAGAUCCUCGUGUCAAAAAAAUUAUUCCACAUUUUAGAGUCACCCGAAAACUUUUACAUUCCCCAAACGAUAUUAAUACUGAAAUAUUUUAUUAUCAAAAUGAGUUCAAGGGAAGGAGGAAACGAAUGUCUUUACCAUAUUCUUUUAAUUCCAAUGACAGAUACACCGAUAAAAAAGACUUUAAGAGUUGGUUUUCUCCUUCUACAAACAAGAAUAAAAUGAGACGUCCUCUUCAAAUGAAUAGUCAAUUCGAGCAGAAAAUAUCUCAUCUCCUGGGAGCCGACAUUCUAUGGUCCCUCAAUGUAACAGGACGUGGUGUAAGGGUUGGCGUCUUUGAUACAGGUCUUUCUUCCCCGCACCAUCCUCACUUUCGUAGGAUCGCAGGCGUCACCGAUUGGACUUACGAAUCACUCACUUCCAGCCCUACAUUUGAUAAUAGAGACGAAUUUGUAAAUAGUGGGCCGGAAAUUGUAGGAGCAGUGAGCAGACGGCACGCAGCUGGGGUCGAUACCCUUGGUCACGGAACAUUUGUGGCCGGGGUUAUUGCAGGCUGUUCCGAUGUGUGCCCUGGGCUGGCCCCUGAUGCCGAGCUUUAUAUUUUUAGAGUUUUUACUGGUUCGCAAAUAUCUUACACAUCGUGGUAUCUGGAUGCCUUCAAUUAUGCCAUCAUCAAGAAAAUUCACGUUUUGAACUUAAGCAUAGGAGGUCCCGACUUUCUGGAUCACCCAUUUCUCGAUAAAGUUUGGGAGAUGAGCGCCAACAACAUGAUAAUGGUUUCCUCCAUUGGGAACGAUGGUCCAAUAGCAGGAUCUUUAAAUAAUCCUGCCGAUAUGAUAGACGUUAUAGGAGUGGGGGCCAUCGUUUUUAAUGACAAAUUAGCUCCAUUCUCAUCUCGAGGAAUGACUAAUUGGGAAUUGCCAUAUGGAUAUGGCAGGGUCAAACCAGAUAUAUUAACUAACGGUUUUGUUUACGGUACCGGAAUUAACGGAGGUUGCCGAUCUUUGUCUGGAACGAGCGUUGCCUCACCAGUGGUUACAGGAGCUGUAGCUUUAUUACUUAGCGCCAUCUUUAAAUAUUAUAACGAUACCCGUCAAACCAACCUAAAACUUCACAACGUCGCCCUCAUAAAACAAUUACUGAUGGCCGGCGCAUCCCGCCUCCCCUCAAUUUCCAUGUUCGAUCAAGGACAUGGAAAAAUGGAUUUGCUCAAAUCUUAUCAACUCCUUCAAGCUUACGCGUUUUCUUCUUUUAAUGGUCAUAAUAGUUCUUCCUAUGAUAAUUUUGAUGACACUAACGAUGAUAAAUCUAAUGCUCAAAAUGUUAAAAAUGUCACAAUUUCGCAAAAAAUCUCCGAUAAUAUCGAAAAUAACUCUAAAAAGAUUAUUAAUAUAAUUGAGAGUACUCAUAUAAGAAACCUUAAAACUCUCGAUAAAAUUUAUAAGAUUCGAUAUGGAAGAUUGAUUCCUUCUCUCUCUCCUCCUUAUUUAGAUACGGCCGGUGCUUCAGAAUGUCCUUAUAUGUGGCCAUUUUGUUCUCAACCUAUUUACUUAACCGCUCAGCCCUUGAUAGUUAAUAUUACCAUAUUAAAUCCCGUUGCUUCUGCCAGUACAUUAGUUGAUAAACCCACCUGGCAUCCUUAUUCCCGCGAAAAUGGCAAAUACUUACAUAUCAAUGUGGCUCACUCAUCCCCGGUCCUAUGGCCUUGGUCCGGUUGGAUAGCCAUUCGCGUGACGGUUAACCAGCUUACAGCCCCACCUUUAUGGGAAGGAGUAGCUUGUGGUCAAAUCAAUCUAACCUUACGCCAUAUUGGAGCCGAUAUCGAUACUGUUUCCAGUACUAGUACAGUAAUAUUUCCACUGAGAAUUAGAAUUGUAAGAAAACCGCCUCGUGAUAAAAGACUUCUAUGGGACCAGUUCCAUAACCUCAAUUAUCCUCCUGGUUAUCUACCCCGUGAUAAUUUACUCCACAAAGAAGAACCAAUGGACUGGAAUGGUGAUCAUCUUCACACUAAUUAUCGUGGAUUUUACAAUCACGUGCGUAGACAGGGUUACUACGUGGAAGUUUUGGCGUCACCUAUCACGUGCUUUGAUCCACUUGACUACGGAGCACUACUGCUGGUUGAUUCCGAGGAAGAAUUCUGGCCUGGAGAGGUGCAUAAACUUCGCGGGGAUGUGGAAAAUGCAGGGUUGUCUUUAAUUGUCAUAGGAGAAUGGUAUAAUACGACCGUUAUGAAACGGGUCAAAUUUUACGACGAGAAUACCAGGCAUUGGUGGAUUCCCGACACUGGAGGGGCUAAUGUACCAGCCCUUAACGAAUUACUCUCCCCCUGGAAUAUAAGUUUGGGGGAUCAAGUUUACGAGGGUCAAUUUUCGAUCGCCAAACAUAUAGUCCAUUUUUCUUCCGGUACUUCAAUUACAAAUUUUCCUUCCCAUAAUUCUUACCUGUUCACACCGAAUCUUAAAGAUCAAGGUUAUUCCGUUAUCAACGAAGGUUCUAAACAAAACUCCCUAAAAUUCAUAGUAAAGACCGUCCCAGUUUUGGGUUUGUAUCAAACGCUAAACAAUGAGAAGGAUACAAAUACUAAAGGCAAGAUUAAACCAGGCAGGAUAGUUGUCUAUGGAGAUUCUAAUUGUUUGGAUAGUUUGAGAAUGACAAAAGAUUGUUUUGGCUUAUUGGACGACUUACUAACUUAUGCUACUCAAGGUGUUCUAAGUCCCGAACUUAUAGCUAAUGCUGACAACUACACCUUCGAUGUACCCGUUGUUUUCCCCACCAGACUUCCUGGCAAUAAAUUGCAUAGAUAUUCUAAAGUUCUAGCUUCUGUGGGAAGUUUUACACCCACUCUGGAAAACCAGAAGCUUGCCUUUCCCCAUCCCGAUAAAAAUUUGGUAUCGACACCCCAUCCGGACGAUUCUGACAAAGCCAAUACAUACCACAGCAAAAAACUUACAAAUGAUAAAAAAAUAAAUAACGCUAUGACAGCUAAUAAAAACUAUAACGAGGAAAAACGAAACACUGAUAUCAUAAAAAAGGAUAAAGAUAAAAAUGUCACGAUCGAUAACGAUGACGUGGGUUUACAUAUGAAUAUCCUUAAAAAUGUCAACGAUAACAUAAUCCAUAAUAAUGGCAGCCAGGAAACGAUCCCCCUCAAUUUGAAACCUUUACCUUCCUGCCAGGAGAAUUCCAAGCGUUUAUCGUUUUUCUCUCCAGCCUUGGGCCGACCUUUAGACCUUAAAUUUAGUCAACAACUUUCACAUCUCCGCGGGCCCUUCGCUACAUUUUUAGCGGAACGUGGUGAUAAAAAGGGAGUUGAUUCUACGAUACUUAAAGAAGUUAAAGAUACGAUAAAUAUUGCUCUACAAAUGAAAAAUUUGGCACAAACAACUCCCGUAUCUAUUCGAGACAUUUCAUCCAUUCCUCCUUUAAUUCGCGAUUAUGCCCCAAAUAAUUAUGGUGAGGAAAGCUUAUUGGAUACUAACCAUUCCAUCGGAAUCAUUUAUUAUCUUUUAUCAUAUCUCCGGAUCUCUCCGACAUUCCCUUUCGUCCCCGUCAAAUCUUUAUGCUUACUAGGAAUAUUUCUUUUCCUAGUCACUCUAGUAAAAUUUUACCGCAGUUACGUAAAAAUAAAUCGCAAUCAUGACGCCGAUAAAUCUGGCCGCAAAAGAUUUCACAAAAAAACCAGUAUUCUGCCCAACUGUUUUAAAAAUUUAUAUCCAACCCUCCGACAAAAGUUUCAGAAAUUUGUUGAGGGAGAUGCGGUCAAUCAAAGAGUAGCUUCUAAUGAAAAGGCUUGUAUAAACAAAAAGGGAAGGCGUAAAAAAUAGGUCAUUUUUUUAAGCUCUAAAAUCAGGUGGUGUUUGAUGCAUUUUGGGGUUGCUAUAGCAAAAAAAUUUUUAAAAAAUUCUUCUCGUUUAGUUGACUUAUUUUCAACGAAUUAAAUCACAAUCAAUCAUUGAGCGUUUAUAACAUAAUAAUUACAAUUUAUCGAUC
Messenger RNA from Gordionus sp. m RMFG-2023, 4796 nucleotides. Its product is annotated as membrane-bound transcription factor site-1 protease-like. The transcript has 11 exons. Gene Ontology annotation, cellular component: Golgi apparatus. Gene Ontology annotation, biological process: proteolysis. The record is from RefSeq and is a predicted model, not a curated record. Lineage: Eukaryota; Metazoa; Nematomorpha; Gordioida; Chordodea; Parachordodidae. Bases 290 to 4630 code for a protein of 1446 amino acids. Gene Ontology annotation, molecular function: serine-type endopeptidase activity.